Molecule: messenger RNA, 563 nt
Organism: Peromyscus californicus insignis
Lineage: Eukaryota; Metazoa; Chordata; Mammalia; Rodentia; Cricetidae
Gene: Tyrobp
Product: transmembrane immune signaling adaptor TYROBP
Exons: 5
Coding region: 72-404 (110 amino acids)
Biological process (GO): positive regulation of macrophage fusion; positive regulation of natural killer cell activation; positive regulation of microglial cell mediated cytotoxicity
Cellular component (GO): cell surface; membrane
Molecular function (GO): signaling receptor binding; phosphatidylinositol 3-kinase binding
Source: RefSeq, a predicted model, not a curated record
UCACUUGGUUGGACGUCACACCACAUCCCACCAGCCGCUGGACUGUGGUGUCCAGUGCACGUCUGGCCGCCAUGGGGGCCCUGGAGCCCGCCUGGCACCUUCUGUUCCUUCCUGUCCUUCUGACUGUGGCAGGAUUCAGUCCCGUCCAGGCCCAGAGUGAUUGCAACUGCUCUCCCGUGAGCCCGGGUGUGCUGGCUGGGAUCGUGCUGGGUGACUUGGUGCUGACGUUGCUCAUCGCCCUGGCUGUCUACGCUCUGGGCCGCCUGAUCCCUCGAGGCCGAGGGGCUGCAGAGGGGACCCGGAAACAGCGCAUUGCAGAGACGGAGUCACCUUAUCAGGAGCUUCAGGGCCAGAGGCCAGACGUCUACAGCGACCUCAACACACAGAGGCAGUACUACAGAUGAGCCCACACUAUGCCGACCAGCAACCUGAUGCCUGGAUCCAGCCAUUCCCAAUGCUUAUUCAACAUGCCCUCCCUGGGAUACAGAUCCACAGAGUGCUCCCCCUGAGAUGUCUGACCUCUCCCCACUUCUGUCCACAAAUAAAUGACGGAGCAAAAACCA